Molecule: messenger RNA, 1780 nt
Organism: Drosophila navojoa
Lineage: Eukaryota; Metazoa; Arthropoda; Insecta; Diptera; Drosophilidae
Gene: wash
Product: WASH complex subunit washout
Biological process (GO): Arp2/3 complex-mediated actin nucleation; endocytic recycling; exocytosis
Cellular component (GO): recycling endosome; WASH complex; early endosome
Molecular function (GO): alpha-tubulin binding; gamma-tubulin binding
Source: RefSeq, a predicted model, not a curated record
UAGGGUCAACAAAAGGGGGGAUAGAAAUCGCCAACAGCUAAAUGCAAGUAGUUAAUUUCUCACUAUAUCCACAAAUAAAGAAGAAAAAUGGACGAAAGCGAGACCUUUGUGCACAGCGCCUACCAGGUAUCGAUAAUUCCAACUGAUCUACAUCACGAGGAAACAAUAAUCAGAGCAGCACAGUCGCUCGACUGCCUAAACAAAACAAUCAACUCAAUUUUUGGCCGCAUCGAUGCUCGGUUAGAAAAAAAUGGUGCCAAGGUUCAGCAUAUAAAUGAGCGUGUCAUGCGUGCCCAGGUUAAAAUUGAUGCACUUGUUGGCUCCAAGAAAUCCAUCAAAAUCUUUGCGCCCGCUCGGUUUCCAGGCAACGGUAUCUUAAACAACAUACCCGCAACCUUUCCGGCCGUGGCCAAAGAGUCAAUGGAUAUUCCUACACCAACACAAAAACAUUCAACAACAGCGAUAUCGGAACGCCGUCAACGCAAUCGCAAUGCUGACUCAGCGAGUGAUUCGAACAGUGCCGUGGAUAUCGACGCCGUGUUCUUUCAUGUACGUGGCGAGGAGCAGCAAGAGACGCCCCUUAUCACGGAACGUCAGCUUACGAACAGCGUCUCCGGUUUGGGCGCAUUGCCACCAGCUAAGUCAGUGCCUGCAGUUUUGCGCUUCAAUACCAAUGAAUUCGCAUAUGGCAGUGAUGAUCUAAAUGCCUGGAAGCGAAACUUGCCUCCGCAGACCCAUAAACGAGAUGUUCACAAUAAGCCAAAGCCCACCCAGUUAUUGGCACCGGCGCCCCACUCUCUGGCACAUGGCACCACCAAGCUAACCACACCAGCUGGGGACUUGCGUUAUACGCCCGCAGCGUUGGCGGCACCGGCUAUCGAUGUGCCGUUGGACUUACCAGAUUUGCCGGGCAUCGCGAAUGACUUGCAGUAUGUGCCGGUCGAGGAGAAGACACCCAUUGCACCAUCGCAUCAAUUUGUCGAUUUACCCGACUUGCCCGAGUUGACUGAACUGAGUGAAAAGUUAGAUGUGGUUCCUGAUAAUGUGGAUGUAACUGUGCAGGCAAUAGCAGCGCAGACGCACAUGACCAGGAGAUCUCACACUGGAACUGUACCAUCAGCUGCGCAAUGUGCUCCACCACCACCUCCGCCACCCCCACCACCACCACCACCACCACCACCGCCACCUCCACCACCCGCCCAAACAAGUGUCAAACUGUCUUCUGAUGGCGUCGUUAAACCCAUCUCCCCAUCCUUGGAGACACCCUUAAACAUACCCGAAUCGCGUGCACCACCGCCAGAUGAUCCUCGAUCUGAGCUAAUGGCUGCCAUACGCAAUGCAGGAGGUGUACAUGGUGGACGCUUGCGUUCAUCGGCUGCUGCACCCGUCAAUCCGAAUGGAGAUGCAGUGGGCAAACAAAAUGAUAAUGCAACAAGCCGAUCCAGAGCAGGAGGCAGUGCAACCAGUGGAGGUGAUCUGAUGGCGGACCUACACAAUAAGCUUAUGCUGCGCCGUAAGGGAAUCUCAGGCAAUCCAAAUCCCGUGGAGCAAUCAGGGAACCCAAUGAUGUUGCAGCUGUCCAAAAUAAUUGCAGCACCAAUGGAGAAAAGCAAAAGUUCCAUAUCCAGCGACGAGGGCGAUUCCGAUGAUGAUGCUGAUGCAGAUGCUUGGGAGUAGAACCAAAUUAAUUAGAAUUAAAUUAGUUCCAGCUAUAUGUGUGUGCCUUGCUUUAAGCAUUAGACAAAAUUAUUAAACUGUUUUGGGCAGAUCGAGCAUAACA